GGAAUCUCUGCCGCUGCAAUCUACCAUUAAUGGCGCAAGGGCGGCCUGAGUCAGAAGGUGGAGCCAUGGCCAUGGCCACCUUGGCGAAAGCAGCUUCGUCUUCCACAACUCGAGACCCUUCUUGCUCAUUCCUGAGGACCAUGUCUGCCCAAUUCUCGAGUGAUCAACAGCACAUAGUUUGUUUGGAUACAAUCUCGCUCAACUCAUGCUUCACAUUAGUUAUGGCGGGUCUCAUUUAGCAUACUAUCUAAGUGCCGAACGGGUGAGCGUUAAAGCGCCACCACCACUCAAAAGAUACUUCUUUGGAAUAGGGAGGAUGGGCCGCAGCAAGCAACCAGAGGAUCAUGUGGAGAGUGAAGACGAGGACGGGGAAGAUCUAGGGCCAUGGACCCGCGUGGAGUCUCUCAAGCCAGCUGGCGACAUCUGGGUGGAUCCUGAGGCUCCAACCGCCCAGCCGUCGUGGGAGGUUCCUCAUGGGGAGACAGGGGAGAGUGCAGAAGACAAGGACGCCAGCAGCACAGAGCUGUAUGCAGCGGGGGAAGUAUGGGAGGAGCUCAUUGUGUACAAAAAGUCGAUCAUCAAGCCGUCCGACAUCAAUCAGGGAGGGCUGGGCGACUGCUGGUUCCUCUCCGCCAUAGCUGCACUCUCAGAGGAACCGAAGCGAGUCCGGUCCUUGUUUUUGAACAACAUGGCACAUGAUGAUGGGGGCCUCCGCAUCAAGUUCUACAAAAGUGGCAGAGAGGUGGUGGUAUCCGUGGAUGAUCAGUUGUACUUCAACGAAGAGGAUGAUUUGUUCUACGCGUCCAUCAAGGGGAACGAGAUGUGGGUGCCGCUUCUAGAAAAGGCGUAUGCCAAGCUGCACGGCAGCUACGCCGCGCUGUCGGGGGGCUGGCCAGAGGAGGCCAUGGAGGAUCUCACGGGCUGCCCCGGAAAGUGCUACGAGAUCGCAGAUUUUGAAGGAGAUUUGUGGGCGUCCAUUCUGUCGUGGCACGCCGAGGGCUACCUGCUGUGCUGUAGCACGGGGACCGUCAAGAAGAAGAAGGCCAAGGGCAUUGUCGACAUGCACGCAUACACCAUGCUCACAGCGCAGGAGGCCCACGGGUUCAAGCUGGUACACAUCCGCAACCCGUGGGGCGAGGGCGAGUGGAAAGGCGCAUGGUCCGACAACAGCCCGCUGUGGGAGCAGUACCCGGACAUCAAGCGCGAGCUGUACGACGUAAAUGCGGACGACGGCGUUUUCUGGAUGGCGUUCGAGGACUUUGUCAAGGUGUAUGAGACGGUGCACGUGGGCUUCGUGACGGAGACUGCGCGCGGCCGGCUCCCCGCGGCCUUCGACGAGGACACCGAGACGCUGAGCUUCUCCUUGACGGUGACGGACGCAGACACAGUCUUCGUGCAGGCGCACCAAGAAGACCCCCGCAUGGAAGGCAGCCGCGAGGACAUGCUGGCGCUGCGGGUGACGAUUGAGGACGCCGCAGAGGAAGAAGUCUUCACCAACGAGAGCGAGGCAGGUGACCGGUCCGUAUUGGUGAUCGCCACCGACUUGCAACCGGGGGAGUACACCGUGUACGUGGAGGCCGUGGAUGGGUGCCCGGAGGACGACCGCCGGUUUGUGUUGACCGCUCACUCGAGCGAAAAGGGGGUCAAGAUAGAUGGGCCGUUUGAGAACGAGGAUGAGGAAGACGAAGAAGAGGAUUAGGACGCGCGCUUAGCGGGGCGUUUUAAGCAACUGAUAUUGGGUUGUGCGGGAUGGGGGCGCAUUGUGUGUUGAGUCGCGGGGUUGAGUUGCUUCUGGUGAAAGUGGGAAGCACUCGAGGUAAUUGGUUUAUUUGCGGUUGUUGGACUGAUGUUGCGAUACUGCGGGAAACAUACUGCCAAUAAGAGGUGAGUAACUCAGGUUACUAUAUAUUCAAGAGCUGCGGCAUGGCACGCAUGAAGACUGCGUACUAAGCAGAGCGCCGCCAAUCCCUGGUGCAAACGCGGAUAGACAUAGCCUUACGUAAGGAAAGCAAUCUAAGCCGCCACCAUCGCUGGCACCACCGUCAAGGACUGGUACAACCACCGAGGAUCAGAAAAGUAAGUACUGUUUGGAAGCGGG
Messenger RNA from Klebsormidium nitens, 2098 nucleotides. Lineage: Eukaryota; Viridiplantae; Streptophyta; Klebsormidiophyceae; Klebsormidiales; Klebsormidiaceae. The record is from the annotation of a GenBank genome assembly.